AGCAAAAAUGCGAUAUGGUCAAUCAUCUUCUACGACUACCGUCGGUAACUCCGUCUCUCCGCUGCUCUCUUCCUCCGAUCGGCGGUUCGAUUCUCCAAUCUCUGUACUCCUACUCCGCUUCUUCCAGGUGCUUUUUUUGUUGCUCUCGUAGAAGAUAUAGGUUGAAUCGCGUGAUCGCAGAUAUGGAGAGUGAGAAGGAAUUGAUGAACGAAGCUAAAAGAAGUGUUAAUUUCAGAUUAUGCAGAGUCUCUGGUUCAAUGACGGAAGUGAUGGAGAUUCAAGCUGAGAGUCCCAAGUAUCAUGUACUGUUCAUUCCGGGAAACCCAGGUGUUGUGUCAUUUUACAAUGACUUCUUGGAAUCUUUACACCAGUUUCUUGAUGGCAAUGCGUCGAUUACAGCUGUUGGGCAAAUAUCUCACACGAGCAAGGACUGGGAAUCGGGUAAACUGUUUUCCUUGCAAGAACAAAUCGAUCAUAAGGUUGAAUUUAUUAGGCAGGAGCUUGAGAGCGUGAAAGUUCCAAUAAUAUUGGUUGGGCAUUCUAUUGGGUCUUAUAUAUCCCUUGAAAUAUUAAGAAAGUGCCCGGAGAAGGUUCUAUAUUGCAUUGGCCUAUAUCCAUUUUUGACUUUGAACCAACAAUCAACAAAGCAAUCACUAAUUGGGAAACUUGCAGCGUCUUCUCUCCUGUCGGCUACAGCAAGUUUUCUGGUUGCAUCACUGGGACUGUUAUCUAUGUCGGCUGCACGUCGGCUUGUAUCAUACUCCCUUGGAGCUUCAUGGUCUGAUACUGCUGUUCAAGCUACUUGCACUCACUUGAGGCAGUAUCACACUAUGCGUAAUGUUCUAUAUAUGGCAAUGACAGAGUUUAGAGAGCUCGCUGCAGAGCCAGAUUGGGAGUUCAUGAGAGAAAACCAGAGCAAGCUUGCGUUUUUAUUUGGUAUUGAUGAUCAUUGGGGUCCACUGCAUCUCUUUGAAGAGAUUUCAAAGAAGGCUCCUGGUACUUCCUUAUCUAUCGAGAGCGAAGGUCACACUCACGGGUUCUGCUGCACCGUGGCUGGCUCGGUGUGGGUUGCGCAGCACGUUGCCACUCUGAUCAAGACCCGGUUGAAUCAAAAGCGUUUAUAACAAUUAAUGGGCUGUGCAUGUUGGUCUCGCUCAAACAAAUCUACUUAUUAAACAUAUCCACAAUUGACGCGACAGUUGCAUCAAGACAAUAAAUCGCGAUUAGUGAGGAUCUAAGAUGAUAAAAAAGUGUUUCGGUAUGCGGAGAAAAUUAGAGACCUAUAGUUAAAUACACCAAUCGCAUUGUAGGAGGAAUUUUAGACAACUAAUUUUAUUGUAGGAGAGAUUAAAUUCGUAUUUAAUCAUACUUACGUAACGCUCAUUA
Molecule: messenger RNA, 1386 nt
Organism: Brassica oleracea var. oleracea
Lineage: Eukaryota; Viridiplantae; Streptophyta; Magnoliopsida; Brassicales; Brassicaceae
Product: lipid droplet-associated hydrolase-like
Exons: 12
Coding region: 15-1124 (369 amino acids)
Biological process (GO): lipid storage
Cellular component (GO): lipid droplet
Molecular function (GO): lipase activity
Source: RefSeq, a predicted model, not a curated record